AUGCCGGAAGGGAUGGAAAUGAAAACCGAGAGCGCUGUGCGAUCAGUGCCAGCAGGCAGUGGGAAUCAUGCCUAUGAGACCGCUACAGUGCGCCAGAAACAACAACUCGAGAGAUAUCUCAACUUCUUUUCGUCGGUUGCAUUUUCCGCAUGCCUGCUUGCCACAUGGGAAUCUGCCGGUGGGAGUUUGCUCUCGGGACUGUACAACGGCGGCCCUGCAGCGAUUGUUUAUGGAAUUAUUUUGAGCAUCGUGGGUAAUCUGGCCAUCGCAUGCUCUCUAGCCGAGCUCGCCUCUAUACACCCAACUGCAGGUGCUCAAUAUCACUGGAGCUAUUUCCUCGCGCCUCGUGGUCGCCGAUUCAUCAGCUUCUUCCAGGGUUGGGUUUCGGUCUUUAGUUGGGCGGCAUUGGUCUGUAUUUCGCCGUACUUCAUCGGAACUCAAAUCCAGGGUAUGGUUGUGCUGACGCAUCCUGAAUAUGAGCUUGUAAGAUGGCGUGGUACGCUGCUCAUGUGGGCAGUUGCAAUCAUCCCAAUAAUCAUCAAUGUAUUUGCGCGUCGCCUUCUGGGAGCCAUUGAGGUUGCUGCGGGUAUCAUGCAUGUCGUUUUCCUACCUGUCACCAUCGCAGUCUUCGUUAUCCUCGCCCCUCGAAACCCCAAUGCGUUUGUCUGGGACACCUUUGUUGGCGGCUUGAGUGGCUGGAAGGAUUCCGGGGUUGUAUUCUCCGUCGGUCUUCUUGGUGUUAUCACUCCCCUGACUGGUGUCGACGGCAUAAUCCACAUGGCUGAAGAAGUCAAAAACGCCAAAGUCGUUGUCCCUCGCUCCAUGAUAUACGGCACUAUGAUCAACGGGGUGCUUGCAUUCUCCUACCUGAUCGCCAUCCUCUACUGCAUGGGCGACUACGCCGAAGCAGUCACCAGCCCAACGGGCUACCCAAUCAUUACAAUUGCCUACCAAGCAACCGGAUCCAAGGCAGCCGCCUGUGUCCUCAUGGCACUGGGCAUGCUACCCGGCUGGAUUGCCCUCUUCAACGGCCUCGCCUCCGUCACGCGUCUCACCUGGGCUUUUGCUCGAGACAACGGACUCCCCUUCUCCGACUUCUUUGCCGUCGUUGACCCGACCUACAAGAUCCCACUCCGUGCUUUAUUCCUAGUUGCAUCAUGCAUAUUUGCGCUCUCUUUUAUCCAGAUCGGGUCUACGGCUGCAUUCAACGCCAUUCUCUCGCUCAGCACGCUCGGUCUGUACAUUUCCUAUCUUAUCCCUCUCGUCCUCCUUGUCUUAAAGCGCUUCAUGGCGCCCAAGGAGAUCCCGCAGGGAGCAUUUACUCUAGGGAAAUUCGGCCUCCCCAUGAAUCUUCUUGCCAUUCUUUUCGCCACCUAUUUCGUUAUCUUCCUUCCAUUCCCGGCGACGCUGCCGGUUACCGCUGAGAAUAUGAACUACGCCGGGCCUGUGCUUGGCUUUAUUAUGCUAUUUGCCUGUGGGGAUUGGAUUGUUCGCGGACGGCAUAAGUGGCAAGGCCCAACAGUGAGGUCUUAUGAGAGGAACGAGUGA
This is a messenger RNA of Penicillium vulpinum, 1548 nucleotides long. Its product is annotated as putative GABA permease. The record is from RefSeq and is a predicted model, not a curated record. The coding region runs from base 1 to 1548 and encodes 515 amino acids. NCBI's taxonomy places the organism in Eukaryota, Fungi, Ascomycota, Eurotiomycetes, Eurotiales, Aspergillaceae. Gene Ontology annotation, biological process: transmembrane transport. Gene Ontology annotation, molecular function: transmembrane transporter activity. Gene Ontology annotation, cellular component: membrane. The transcript has 5 exons.